Molecule: messenger RNA, 1338 nt
Organism: Blastomyces dermatitidis ER-3
Lineage: Eukaryota; Fungi; Ascomycota; Eurotiomycetes; Onygenales; Ajellomycetaceae
Exons: 3
Coding region: 92-355 (87 amino acids)
Source: RefSeq, a predicted model, not a curated record
GACGAUUUCGCGCCGAACAUCGAUCUCCUCGUUCGUCAGUCGCACUCUUAAACAUCACCAUUUAAGGCUAUAUCCGAACCUCUUACUCAAAAUGGGAGGUGGUCCCAGAGUCCGCUACCCGAAGCACGUCUGGUCACCGGCUGGUGGCUGGUACUCUCAACCCGCAAACUGGAAAACCAAUACCGCGAUAAUUGGCGCUGUCAUGUUCGGUGUCGCUGCCAUGGCCUUUAGCGUUUCUGCGGAUAGAGAAGUCCGUACCAAAUUUCCGGAACAAGGGAGAUUUUUCCCGAGUCGAUGGUGGAGCAAACAAAUCGGUGAACACGAAAAGGAAUCGGCUGCGGCAAGCAAGUCAUGAAGAAAAAUGACGGGGAGGUUCAUUUGGGUUGAUGAUCUUUGUGCAUUAUACAUACAUUCUUCCUCUUGGCGUUGAUUCAAUGGGAUUAGAUACACAUACUAUUAUCAAUCGAUCAAACAAUCGAUCAAGCAAUUGAAUUUCUUUUUUGUAUUUCUGAGGCUUUGGCAAAGUUGUGAGCGAGUUGCUUCGUAUAUAGACGGAUCCGUUCAGUAUAACUUUCACCAUUCCACGACUCCUCUCCUCCGUCGGAAUGGGAUAUAUUCGGCAUCCCUACUUGUUCGAUUACAAAGCUAGCCGCCACUGUGGCACAAAUCAAUGCUACCGGAAUCCGCCCUUGCUCACCCCAUGAAUUGGCAAUGGAAGCCCAUUCUACAGAUUCUCCAAGUGUUGAUCUGACAACUCUGAGCGGUUUUGUGUCAUUGCUAACAAGGGACUGAGCUAGGGCUCCAAGAAACGCAUUUCCGGCGCCUGUUGGAUCAACGACGUUCGCCCCGUGGUAUGCCGGAAUAUGCAAAGAGAGAUCCCGGGAGAAUGCAUAACAGCCGUCCUUCCCUGCUCUCACCACGAGCAUUCCAUUUCCGUCUUGCCCAAUUCCAGAUUUCACUAUGUCGUCUGCUAUGGCUUGGUCCCCACCAUUUCUAGCAUUCCAUGAUUCAUUGCCAAACAUAUUAGCCAACUCAAGAUCAUUGGGGCUGACCACGUCCACCUGUUUCAAAGCCUUAUAGAACAUUGGAAGCUCCUCUGGGCGACACAAAUCUGGCACAGGCUCCCACACAAAAAUUGGACGCCGCUCAGCAAUAGGCUGUUCAACCUCUUUGCGUUGCGAAAUUCUUUCCCGCCUCUGAAGAAUUCCCUCGAUAAUCUGACAGCAGCGUUCAGGGGAGCAGACCAUGUGAAAUGUUUUGGAAAAUACUUGAGAGUCCGAAAGCGAGCUAUGAUGUAAGCGAAGUUUUGGUGUAAGAUACCGGAAGUCUUUUUUUUUU